Molecule: messenger RNA, 2002 nt
Organism: Colias croceus (clouded yellow)
Lineage: Eukaryota; Metazoa; Arthropoda; Insecta; Lepidoptera; Pieridae
Product: sodium-coupled monocarboxylate transporter 1-like
Exons: 13
Coding region: 16-1833 (605 amino acids)
Biological process (GO): sodium ion transport; transmembrane transport
Cellular component (GO): membrane
Molecular function (GO): symporter activity
Source: RefSeq, a predicted model, not a curated record
CGAGGGACAGCGGUCAUGGAAGUGGUGUAUUUCGACUGGCUCGACUACCUCGUCUUCGGGGCGAUGCUUCUGAUGUCUGCUCUCAUCGGGGUAUACUUCGCGUUCUUCGCGAAACGGAAGCAGAAUACCACAUCCGAGUACCUCAUGGGCGGGAAGACGAUGGGCAUGUUUCCUAUAUCCAUGUCGCUGAUUGCCAGCUACGUAUCGGGCAUUUCACUACUCGGUCUUCCAGCAGAGAUGUACACAUACGGAACCCAGCUGUGGGCGAUCGUACUCUCCGAAUGGGUCGUUUCCGUCACCAUUGCCAUCGUUUAUUUACCUGUGUUUUAUAAUCUACAAAUCACAUCUACUUAUGAGUACUUACGACUUCGCUUCAAUCAAAAUGUGCGGCUCUUGGGAUCGAUAAUAUUCAUCAUCAAAAUGAUGUUAUACAUACCUAUAGUGAUAUACGUUCCUGCACUUGCUUUCAGUCAAGUGACUGGCAUAAAUCUACAUUUGAUUACUCCAAUAGUUUGCAUCGUGUGUAUCUUCUAUACUACAUUAGGUGGAAUCAAAGCCGUAGUAUGGACAGAUACGUUACAAACAAUCCUAAUGUAUUUUGGAGUCAUAUUUGUCCUAGUGUAUGGUACAUGUCGCUUAGGAGGAAUCAAUGAGGUUUUCAGGAUAAACCAGGAGGGAGAUCGGUUGGAUUUCUUCAACAUGGACCCUGACCCCACAAUCCGCCACACGUUUUGGACGACGGUCGUCGGCAACUACUUCAGUUGGCUCGCGUCAUGUUCCGUCAACCAGGCCAUGGUGCAACGAUGUUUGGCGCUUUCUUCCUUGAAGAGAGCGCGCAUAACAAUCUUCAUCAUGGCAGCCGGUAUCUACAUAAUCGUGUCUCUCUGCUGCUACACCGGGCUGGUGAUCUACGCCACGUUCGCGACCUGCGACCCGCUCACCACGGGGGCGAUUCGGAAGAGUGACCAGCUGCUGCCAUACUUCGUGAUGACCAUCACUGGGUCGGUGCCAGCGCUGCCUGGUAUCUUCAUGAGUGGCGUGUUUAGUGCUGCUUUAAGUUCAAUGUCUACUGGUCUAAAUUCGAUGUGCGGUGUAAUCUUUGAGGACCUCAUUCGGCCGGCGUAUAACAAACCAAUAUCUGAAAAGACUGCAAGUUUUAUUAUGAAGGUUAUUGUUGUUGUUAUAGGAGCAACCUGCGUAGCCCUAGUAUUUCUGGUAGAGCACAUGGGAGCCCUAAUCCAAGCUGGUAAAAGUUUAGCGGGAAUAACCGCUGGAAGCCUGCUGGGGCUCUUCACUAUGGGACUGUUUCUACCGUGGAUUAAUGCGACGGGUGCAUUAGCAGGCGGUACUACAUCCACACUUCUCGUGGGCUGGAUCUCCCUGGGCACGCAGGCUGCCAUGAUUCGUGGUGACAUAGUUAUAGUGCCCAAACCAGUCAGUGUCUCUGGGUGUGACGGGAACUUCACCUUACCCACUACCACGCAUUCUACUGUUGAAUUUGACAGAUCUGGAACGUUCUUCAUGUAUAGAUUGAGCUACCUCUACUAUACUUUCAUAGGCAUGGUGGUUUGCAUCAUAACUGGAGCAAUAGUUUCCUAUUUUACUCAACCUAAUGAUCCUGCUAUGGUUCACAGAGAUCUGUUAACACCGGUUAUCCAUCGAUUCUUACCACCCCAAAGUCCGAACUGCAGACGACCACGGCUCACGCAACACGACAUCGAGAUACAUGCUAGAGAAAUGGAGCAUUUAUGUAACCAAGCCGCUUUCAUGAGAGAAAACACAGCAGACAUCGACCUCUUAUCAAGGAAAUCCAAAAAGAACCUCGUCCAAUGACCAUUCUUGAUCUUUUCUUAUCCAUAACAGACUUUAGUUCUUAGGUUUCUCUUUAGUUACUUUAAAAAGAAUCUCCUUUUGAACUUUGUACUUGUAUAAAACACUUUCUAUGUCUUUUGUAUUUGAUCGUUGUUAUUAAAUAUUUAAAUUUUAAAUCUAUUUUUAUUUU